Molecule: messenger RNA, 753 nt
Organism: Pogona vitticeps (central bearded dragon)
Lineage: Eukaryota; Metazoa; Chordata; Lepidosauria; Squamata; Agamidae
Gene: RBP1
Product: retinol binding protein 1
Biological process (GO): vitamin A metabolic process; retinoic acid biosynthetic process
Cellular component (GO): cytosol
Molecular function (GO): lipid binding
Source: RefSeq, a predicted model, not a curated record
GGCACUGAGCUCUAUGGUGCAGAAGGCAAGACGCUGCACAAAGACUUUGAUUUUUGACUCGGAACAAACACCAUCAAUGCCUGCAGAUUUUAAUGGUUACUGGAAAAUGGUCAGCAAUGACAAUUUCGAAGCCUAUUUGAAAGCAUUGGAUGUAAAUAUCGCUGUGAGGAAAAUAGCCAAUAUGCUCAAACCUGACAAAGAAAUCAUUCAGGAUGGAGACCACAUGAUUAUUAAAACAUUAAGUACUUUUAAAAACUACAUCAUGGAUUUUGAUAUAGGGAAAGAAUUUGAGGAAGAUCUAACGGGGGUAGAUGACCGCAAAUGUAUGACCUGUGUGACAUGGGAUGAAGAUAAACUUGUUUGUGUACAGAAGGGUGAAAAAGAAGGCCGUGGCUGGACCCAGUGGAUUGAAGGAGAUGAAAUGCAUUUGGAAAUAAGAGCUUGUGGUGUGAAGUGUAAGCAAGUGUUUAAGAAGGUACAGUGACACAAGACCAGCCAAGAAAGUUAUUUAAAAAAUGAAUGGACCUGCUGCUGAACCAUCAACUGCUGCUGGUGGACAAAUGACUUAUUCUUCCUUAUCGCCUAGGAAAAAAUUCAUGGCCAACAUCCAUGCAUGUCUGUUGGAGCACUCUGUAGUAGCUUUUGCUGUGUACAUGACAUUUUUAAAAGCAAUGAUUGAAUCUAAAUGAACAUCAUCAUAAUACAAAAACUCAGAUUAAAGGUGCUGCAGCAUGAAUUGUGUGUAAAUCUACU